Colias croceus (clouded yellow) is the source of this 5220-nucleotide messenger RNA. RefSeq lists its product as uncharacterized. Gene Ontology annotation, cellular component: nucleus. Gene Ontology annotation, molecular function: zinc ion binding. Lineage: Eukaryota; Metazoa; Arthropoda; Insecta; Lepidoptera; Pieridae. Gene Ontology annotation, biological process: regulation of DNA-templated transcription. Bases 203 to 4390 code for a protein of 1395 amino acids. The record is from RefSeq and is a predicted model, not a curated record. The transcript has 12 exons.
UGUAGGCAGGUAAAAUUCGUCGCUUUGCUGAAUAUAAUUUAUUUUCUUAAAUGGUUUUCAAUACGAUUAUGGCUGUAAAAUAUUUAGAAUAUUACCUAUGAAAUGUUUCUUCAUAUAAUUACAACAACAGGUCGUAUAUAAUGAAUUGUUUAAGAUAAUAAAACAUCUGUAAUGAUUACGGAAAUGUUUUGUACGUCGAGAAAUGGAGCGACAACAUUGUAAUACACUUCAAAACUUUGAUGAACCAAAAACUGAAAUAUUAAAAAAAAGAUUGCUGAAGGCUACGAACACUUCCGCUAGUGUUAAUAUUCCUCAGAAUAGUGCGCACAAUGUGCUAUUAAACACAUUGCGUGCGCCAACCUCGAACAGUAUGAUUGUUACCUCGGUGCAGGCGCCACAGAGCUCCAUGCCCAUAACUCAUAAUCUCGUAACUCAUUCAAUUGCUCCUGUGAAAAUACACACAAACAACUCCCCAUAUCCUUUACAACUAUCCACAGUGCAUGUGCCAGUUCAGAUCCCUGGCUCCACUUCUAACAUUAAUGUGCCUGUGCAAUUGUCUGGUACAACUAGUACUGUUCCUUUGCAAAUCACUCCCGUUAGUCUUCCAAUACAAGUUUCCGGAACAACUAACGUCCCUGUUCAGUUACCAGCUGGCGAAACAAUAAAUGUGCCACUACAAAUUCCUACAGGAAAUCAAAACAUCCAACUAACAGGACCCACUUUACCUUCUAUGCCCCUUCUCCAAAACACAGCUCAGCCACUUCACAAUUCUAUUAUACAUUUACACAUGGGUUCAAAUGCUCGACCAGGCAACCUAGAAGGUAAUUCAGAUAUGAAUGUACCGAGCACUCAAAUUCAACUGCCAGAAUCAGGAGUGCAGGUUAAAAUGAAUAAUCCCACAGUGACUCAAGGACAAAUGGGGUCGAAUAUAGUUCAAAUACCCAAUUCAUCGAGUAGUUCUAUACAGUUGUCUCUCCCGAACUCAUCAAAUUCUGGAGCAGUUUUGAGAGGUGCGCCGAGAACAAUGCCUCAUGUGGUGUACAUUCAAACACCAACAGGACUGAAGCCAAUGACUAAUACAGAGGUGAUUAGCCAAGCCAGCACGAGUGGCAAUCCUCCACAGAUUAUUGUCCGGAGACCUGUAACAAGCAAUUCAAAUAUCCAUUUAAUAUCAAAUGUUGGAAAUAAGCCCAAUAUUGCUCCAAAGCUUCCAGGACAAAAAGGUGCUUCAAUACUUGCACCAGCUAAUACAGCUCAACCGAUUGUGAUUCAAAAACCGAAAGGGAAUGACAAGAUGAUGGUUCCAGUCAGUAUCGCUCCUGGCACCCAGGGAAAACAAACUAUUGCAUAUUUAAGCUCAGUUAAAAAACCCAGCACAAAGAGCAUAACGGAAAACCAAUCAAUACUGAUAUCAAGCAAUCAAACAUCUGUUAAUACAAACAACCAAAAACUUUUUAUAACACCCAUGAACAUGCCAAAGAUUCAAAACACGAAAUUCAUUUUACCCGUCACUCUCCCUGCUACUAUGUCAACUAAGGGACCUGUGAUAAACCUUCAAAUAGCUAACGGACAAAUACAGAAUGAUCCUCAAGGGAACAUAACAGUCAUGCGAGAUACUCCAAUGGAGUCUUCUGAAGUGCCUCCAUUACAACCACUAGGGAAGAUAGUUACUAUUAAUGGCAAGGAUGGUUCUAUACCUCAAAGUCCGAAGACAGACAAAGGAUUUACUAUAUCCAUUCCUGGCUCUAGAGCUGAGCCCACUGGUGAGCAGGGCGAGUACACCUUAUCAAUACCAGAGACUAAUGCAUCAAUGAAUGAUGACAUUUACACUGUGUCCAUUGCUGAUGACGAUGGUGGACAGAGUCAAGAGCAAUCGUUUACAUUGGCAAUUCCUGAAAAAGGCAAAAGCCUUUUAAACAAAAACAUCUUAGAUAGAAAUGACAUAGCACCUGUUACAAUAGCGGCUCCUGCCAUAUUACGGCGUUCCAACUCCGAUAAUAGUGAACGGAAAAUAAACAAUGCUAAUAUUAAACGUCGGAUUUCUCUGUGUGUAGAGAAUCUAAACAAUAAAAACUUUAAACUAGGUCCGCCUCUCAUGAAGCCAAUGAAUAAAUCCGAUGAACACAUAGAUACUGAUAAUAACGACGAUCAUCGCGUCCCGUCCCUCUUCUGUGAUGAAAAGCUAGACAAGGAUAGAGAUUCAGACAAUGAAGAUUAUAAAGAGAAAUCUGACAAAAGCACCGCUAACGAUAUUACGUACAUCACUUUGAAACGUGAAGAUCCUGCCAUGGAAGAAGAUCCACCUGGCUUGAUAUGGAAUAACGGAGUCGCAAAGCUGCAAGGAAGCAGCAUACACUUCAGGACUAAUGAAUUUGGUAUCAUUGAUUUGAUUGACGGCAACAAAGACGACAAUUCAGUCGGGAAAUAUCACACGCCUUUGAAGCAAAGAAUUGAUAAGACAAAAGAAAAGAAAUUGUCAUCACCUGAAGACCUCUACAGAUGUGACGGGUGCGGAUGUCACGGCAUGGCCGCGGAAUUCAUCAACCAAAACUUCUGCAGUGUUACAUGCCAAACGGAAUAUCAGAAGCUAAACCACAAGAAACGGGAAAGAGAAAGAAUUGAAUUGGCGAAGAAGAGGAAUAAAAUGAAAAAGCUUUUGAUGCGGAAACAGAACUCUGAUUCUGAAAUGUUGCAAGACAAAGAGGACGGUGUUAGGAGCCAGGAACAGGAGACACAAAUAUCUGAAGUACUAUUGAUGAAAAUGAAUGAAGAACUAGUUGAGAACGAGAAAUAUCCAUGGAUGUGCGGGAAGAAUGGUUUCUCGUGGAUGCGUUACUUGGACGUCUGCAAGGCGAAAGCGGCUCCUGUUAAAUUGUUUAAGGACCCGUUCCCAUACAAUAAGAACGGGUUCCGAGUGGGGAUGCGACUAGAGGCGAUAGAUCCGCACCAUCCGUCCAUGUUCUGUGUGGUGACAGUGGCCGAGGUGCAGGGCUACAGGAUGCGCCUGCACUUCGACGAGUACCCGGACGUGUACGAUUUCUGGGUGAAUGCGGACUCGAUAGACAUAUUCCCGCCGGGCUGGUGCGAGAAGAACGGGCGCUCGCUCAAGCCGCCGGCCAGCUACACGCCGGCGACGUUCUCGUGGCCGAUGUACUUGAAGCAGAUGCGCGCUAUUGCGGCGCCGAGGCAGCUGUUCCCGCAUGUCACUACGUCGACGAUGGUGAAGCCCACCGGUUUCCGCAUCGGCAUGAAGCUCGAAGCGGAGGACCGGCACAACGACAUGGUGUGCGCGGCCACAGUGACCGACGCGCUGGACCAGCGGCUGCUGAUCAACUUCGACAGCUGGGACGACAUGUACGACACGUGGGUGGAUCCGACCUCCCCGUACAUACACCCGGUGGGCUGGGCGCAGCAGAACGGGCUGGUGUUGACUCCGCCUAAUUUCUACAAAGACCCCGAGUCGUUCACAUGGGACGCAUACUUAUCGGAGACGAUGUCGACGGCGGCGCCGCCGCGCGCGUUCAAGCCGCGCCCGCCCGUCGGCUUCAAGCCCGGCAUGAAGCUGGAGGUCGUGGACAAGAGGGUGCCGUUCCUGAUCCGCGUGGCCACGAUCAGCGCGGUGAAGGGGCACCAGGUGCGCGUGUCGUACGACGGCUGGCCCGACGAGCUGGCGCACUGGCUGGACGACGACUCGCCCGACAUACACCCGGUGGGCUGGUGCCUGAAGACCGGCCAUCCGUUGGAGCCGCCCUUGACGUUGGAGGAAGGCGCGGCGGUGGGUGUGUGCGGGGUGGGCGGGUGCCGCGGGCUGGGCUCGGUGCGGGGCGGCGCGCACAAGCAGCACGCGGCCGCGUCCGCCUGCCCCUACCGCGCGCCGCCCGCACCGCUGCCGCCCCGACUCGUGCCCAGGUCGCAAGGGAAAUCCGUAAAGUCCAUCAAUUCAUGUACCCCGACCAGCGAUACACCUAAAGAGAAGUUACCGCGUGGUCGACCUCCCAAGCACAAAAGAGUGGAGGAAGUUGCCAAAGCUGAGCCGGUAUCCGACGAGGAGUCGGUAUCGAGCAGCGGGUGCAAGCGGUGGCGCGGCUCGGGGGCGGGCGCGGGCUCACGGGCGGCGCGCGAGCCGCUGCCGCCGCGCGCGCUCGUCGCGCACCACCUGGCCGAGCUGGCGCUGUGCCCCGACCCCACCGCCUGGACGCAGAAAGAGGUAGCAGCCCUCCUAUCCCGUAUCGCGGGAGCCGCCGUAGGAGCAGCGGCAGCCGCAGCCCGGCUCUCAGGAGCUGAACUACUCAUGGCUUCCUGCGAGGAGCUGGUCCACUGCCUGCGCCUGCGUCUCGGACCAGCUGUGAAGGUGUAUGCAGCGGUGCGACACCUGCGGGAGAGGCUCUGAUCACGGCCCCUUGCGCAUUCCCGCGCCAUGUCCAUCAUCAUGUAGACUUGUGAAGUGUAGUGAAGUGAAGUGAACAUGCUAAAGUGACUCAGUGUGGAACGAUAGUGACUAGGUUUAGUGAAUGUACAGUUUUCACGGCCUCACCUCGGUUGCUUCCAUUGAUAGACUGAUUAUAGGUAUAGUGUUGGAAGCUUUUUUGCUGAUUGCCUCGCUAUGUGAUCUAUAGGUAUGGGAAAGAUAUUGAUUGCCACUUUUUGGAUUAACUGUUUUAUAUUUGAGUGCAAGCUUAAUUGACAUGCUCAGCUUAUUUAUUACCUCCAUGAUUUUAAAAGCUGUGUUCACAAAAUAAACUUUGUCUGUGUUCAUAGAGACAAUGUGCACGCUGUGAUUUUGCAAAAUAUUUUUGGGAAGACGUUCACAUGAAGCAGUUUUAUUUUGCCUGUUCUAUUGCAGCAUAGAAAUUGCGACUUAUUUUGUACAAUACAACGACAAUAUUAAAUGUUGUUACUAUAUUAUGUUGUAAAUAUUUAGGAAAUUUCUAAGUGUAUGAAACUUUUUUAUAUGUAUUAAAAUUUGAUAGACAAGCACAAAUGUAUUUGUUUAGAUUUGAGGUUGUGAUGAACAAAUCACUAAUGUAAGGGCAGAAGAACAUUUUUUUUAUCUGUGGUCAAUCAGAUUUUAUUUAUGUUUUACAUAGAUUAUAAAUCAAUGUGUCAUGUAUGUGAAAAAAAUAUUUGUUAGCAUGUAACUAAAUCACAAUUUAAUGAUUGUUACGAUGGGUAAAUCACUCCAUAUUACAAUUAAGGAACAAUUCUUUAUAUACCACAUCC